UGGCCCCAGCCGCGGAACCCGAACUGCAACACCGGAGCUCCGCCUCCACUCCCGCCCGUCUCCGCUGCCGGAUGGACGCAGCCGAGGAGAGGAGGGGCAGAAAGGGGCGGGCGGCGGCGUUCUUCCAGCAGACCCGCCGGGCAGAGGAUCCGAGCACCGAGUUAUAUCGCUGGGCGCUCCCCGCUGCCGAGCCGUCCCCUGUCUCCAUGUCUCAAAGCAGACAUCGCAUCACGGCGCCGCCGCUGGAGCGCGAGGAUAGCGGGACCUUCAGGUCAGCGUCCGAGCUCGGGUUUAGGGAAGAUGAUUACAGCUAAGCCAGGGAAAACACCGAUUCAGGUACUACAUGAAUACGGCAUGAAGACCAAGAACAUCCCGGUGUAUGAAUGUGAAAGAUCUGAUGUGCAAAUACACGCGCCCAUUUUCACCUUCAGAGUAACCGUUGGUGACAUAACCUGCACAGGUGAAGGUACAAGUAAGAAGCUUGCAAAACAUAGAGCUGCAGAGGCUGCCAUAAACAUUUUGAAAGCCAAUGCAAGUAUUUGCUUUGCAGUUGCUGACCCUCUUAUGCCUGACCCUGCCAAGCAGCCGAAGAACCAGCUGAAUCCUAUCGGUUCAUUACAGGAAUUGGCAAUUCAUCAUGGCUGGAGACUUCCUGAGUAUACGCUUUCCCAGGAGGGAGGACCUGCUCAUAAGAGAGAAUACACCACAAUUUGCAGGCUAGAGUCAUUUAUGGAAACUGGAAAGGGAGCAUCAAAAAAACAAGCCAAGAGAAAUGCUGCUGAGAAAUUUCUUGCCAAGUUCAGUAAUAUUUCUCCAGAGAACCACAUUUCUUUAACAAAUGUAGUAGGACAUUCUUUGGGAUGUACAUGGCAUUCCUUGAGAAAUUCUCCUGGUGAAAAGAUCAAUUUACUGAAAAGAAGCCUCCUCAGCAUUCCAAAUACAGAUUAUAUCCAGCUGCUCAGUGAAAUCGCCAAGGAACAAGGCUUUAAUAUAACAUAUUUGGAUAUAGAAGAACUGAGUGCCAAUGGACAAUAUCAGUGUCUCGCUGAACUGUCCACAAGUCCCAUCACAGUGUGUCAUGGCUUGGGGAUCUCCUGCGGCAGUGCGCAGAGUGAUGCAGCUCACAAUGCUUUGCAGUAUCUAAAGAUGAUAGCAGAAAGAAAGUAGCACGGGACCGGCAUAGACGACCUGUCAACAGUACGUGGAAAAUCCUCCUUUGUUCCCUUCCCGAGCAAAAUGUUUACUAUAAGCUUUGAGCUGGUGUGUUGUGUCUAAUUCUCAUCUUGGAUUCCAUCAACAUCCAUCAAGUACACUUCUGUCCUAGUAGUUGUCGUCACACACUUUUUAAUGGCUUCAACUGUGCAUUGGUAUAUUGUCUUUAUAAACUUUGUACCACAGACAGAGUGUAGCACCCAUUUUAAGUGCCAUGUACAUAGAAAGAAGAACUGCAUGUUUAUUGAUGAUGAUUUGAUGAAAUCAAACUCCUGCUAGCAACAGUCUUUCUUACUGGUCACCUGUUCUUUGUGUAUGGAAUUAGAGAAUCAAGAAACACAUGGGCAUUUGUGUACUGAGUGUUGUUAAAUUUCAGGGAACAUGAUUGCUCUGCUGUGUAUUUGAAUCCAUGUAAUAAAGAGCUGUUGUAAUAAUAGG
Molecule: messenger RNA, 1650 nt
Organism: Erinaceus europaeus (western European hedgehog)
Lineage: Eukaryota; Metazoa; Chordata; Mammalia; Eulipotyphla; Erinaceidae
Gene: PRKRA
Product: protein activator of interferon induced protein kinase EIF2AK2
Exons: 8
Coding region: 301-1167 (288 amino acids)
Source: RefSeq, a predicted model, not a curated record